Molecule: messenger RNA, 8607 nt
Organism: Guillardia theta CCMP2712
Lineage: Eukaryota; Cryptophyceae; Pyrenomonadales; Geminigeraceae
Exons: 20
Coding region: 1-8607 (2868 amino acids)
Molecular function (GO): protein binding; endopeptidase activity
Source: RefSeq, a predicted model, not a curated record
AUGGCGGCAGAGGAGCUGGAGGAGGCGCUGCGGGAGCUGGUGGAGGAGGUCACGAGGGGCAUCGAGGGAUGCGCGGAGGAGGAGGAGGUGUUCGGGGGGCUGGGGAUCAUCGUACAGGACUCCAAGAUCACGCACAUCAUACCUGGAGGACCUGCGGACGUUGCGGGGCUGCGAAGAGGGGAGGUGAUAGUGGAGAUAGAUGGAGAGUCGAAGACCAUGAAGGAAAUCUUGGAAUGGGCGGCGAAUCGACAGUGGCAGGUGGAACAGGGGCAUGUUGACAUCACUGUAGAGAGCUCUGAAGGGACUGAGCGUCGAGUGCGAUGCUCCACAGCGUCCAGGGCACCGGCGGGCAACUUCAGCAUGAGCGAGUGCUUCCAGACGCUGUCGACCAUGAGGAGGAAGAUCAUGAGCGACAACCGCGUCGCUUACCUCAAGGAGAUCGCCGACCUCUCGAACAAGCUCGAGAAGCUGCUGGAAGUCUGGAACGGCAGGGAGAGGGAGAGGAAGCAGAGGUUGCAGCACAUACAGGAUGAGGUUGAGAGCAAGGUGCAGACCUUCAACAAGCUCCUGCUGGCGAGCAGGAACGCUCAAAGAACACCGACGGCGAGUAGGGAGAGGAACAGAGAGAAGAAGGAGGCCUGUGUUGUUACGGCGCACGUUCAUGUCAGAAUGAGCAGAGCUGAUGAGGAGCUGCAAAAUUCCUGGCAGGAGGAAGUGAAGAGAAUUUAUCGUAAUGAUGAUCAAGAUGUAGAGAUUGAGCGGAUUACGGCGAAUCAGCUUCUGCUCAAGGUGAGAUUGAACACGAAGAUUGGGGAGACUGUCGAGGACGUCAUGUGUAUGGGAGAUGAUAUUGCGACAAGGGUGACCUCCAUGUCGGACGAGUCGCAGCAAGUGUCGGUUAUGCACUCGUGGGUGAAACUUGAGAGGAAGGGUGUGAGCUUGCGGAAGGAGGAGGGAGGGGCGGAGGGCAAGGGAGGAUGUGGAGACAGCAUGUCAAGACAGCGGGAGGUCGAUGCUCGAAAAGAGCAGGUUGUCAUAGAGGUGAAGAAUGUCUUGUCAGCUGCCGCGGGGGUUCUGGAUGAAACCAUGGGCCUCAUGUCAGGCCUGCGGGUGAAGCAGGAGGAGGAACUGAAACGUGUCAAGGAUGUCGAGGAGGCAUCAGAUGCCGACGAGUUCGCAAGCUUGACGAGCUCGAGAGAUGAGGAGGAAGGUGGCGAUGAACCGAUCAUGAAUGGAGCGAGCAACGAGGAGGAGGAGGGGGAGGAGGGGGAGGAGGAGGGCGGAGAGACGGGGGGAGGAAGAGGCGGGUUGAACAAUCGGACACGCACGCAGGCUGUCGAUGUGGAGAAGUUACGAUGUGAGUUGAAGGAGAUGCAAACGGAAGUUGAGAUCGCACAGCAGAACGUGAACCAACUGAAAACAAGCAUGGAGCUUGAAAGGGACCGACAAGAACAGGAGAGGAAGGAGAAGGAGGAGGAGGAGGAGGAGGAGGAGGAGGAGGAGGAGGAGGAGGAGGAGGAGGAGCUGCCACAGUCGGAGGACAACAAGGAGGUGGAGGAGCUGCAAGCUUUCACCUCUCAGUUGACCCUUGCACAAGAACAAGCUGCAGGCCUUGAGGCAGCGGGGAAAGAAAUUUCUCUCCUGCUAGACAAUCUACUCGCAGAGAACAAGAGAAGAAGAGAGGAAAGGGGGAGGAUGGCGGAGGAGUUGAGUGAGACUGGCCGCUCCCUGCAGGAGGAGAAGAAGAAUAGAAGGUAUCUUGAGAAGAGUUACCAGGUUCAGCUGCGAGAGCUGGAGGAGACGAUUCGUGUCCUGUCUGAGGAGAACAAGAGCCUUCAGCGUGAGCUCUCCAUAGAGAAGCAAGUCUGUACAGAACAGACGAAGUUCUACACAGACAACAUUGAGGAGCUUUCUAGAAACCUCAUCGAACUGCAAAGAGAACUCAAUCAACACCGUGAGAGGCUCAAGUUCCUGGAUGCUCCUCCUCCUCCUUCUCUUCCUCCUCCUCCUGCCGUUCCUGCUGCUCUCUCCUUCGACGAGAUGUCCUUCAACGUGGACAGGGAGCUGCGGGAGCUCCUUGCCGCUGCUCAGAGGGACGCGGAGGAGGCGCACAAGGAGGGAGGGGAUGCGCUGAAGCAGGCGGCGAUGCUGCGGCAGGAGGCGCUCGAGGCAGAGAGGAGGGCGAGGAUGGCGGACAUUGCGAGGAUGGAGGCGAAGGUGUGUGCGGAGGAGGCGACGAUGAAGUUGCAGCAGCUGCAAGGGAAGCUGGAGAGGAUGGAGAAGGAGAAGGGAAGGCAGCGGGAGAUUCUGGAGCUGGAGAGUUUGCGGUCAAGCUGGAAGUGGAGACAGGUGGAGGAGGUGAGGGAAGAGGUGGAGGAGCUGGUAAGGGCGAUGAAGGAGGUCGUGGGGGAAUUGAACGAGACGAUGGCGGCGAUGAAGAACAGAGAAGUUGAAGAGGAGGAGGAAAUGAGCAGCCGAAGGCAGGAGGAUAGGGAAGCUGCUGCUCGGUCGGUGAAGGAGCAAGCGGAGAGGGCGAGGGAGGAGGAGAGGCUGAGGGAGAGGAUAGCGCUUCUGGAGCAGGAGAGGAGGAGGGAGAGGGAGGAGAUGCAGAGCCUGGCAGUAGCGAACGUGUCCUACCGCUCGAGCAUGGAGAGGAUGAUUGGAGAGGUGGAGAGGGAGAGGCAGGAGGUAGAGGCCCUGCGGGUGCUGGUGGAGAGGAUGAAGGAGGAGGAGGCGAAACUUCGGAUGGAGCGAGAGGUCAGCCAGCGCUCGUCGGAGGACAGGGAGAGGUGGCUGAAGGACCUUCAGCUGGAAGUCUGCAGGAGGAGGAUGGAAGGCUCGGAGUUCCUCUCAAAGUCGAUCGACAUGCAGUUCCUGCUGUUCCGCUGCUACGAGACCACCGGAGCCAUUGACGAGCUGCUCAGAUUCCUGCUGGAGGCCAGCAAGGCGGGGGAGGAGGAGAGGAGGAGGGCCGAGGAUGAGCUGGCGCGCGGGAGGCAGUCUAUCCGACAGCUGCAGGUCGAGCUCCAGAAGAAAAAGUCCGAGCUGGAGGCCCAGCAGAGCCUCUGCUCUCAGCUGGAGGAGGAGAACAAGGAGCUGGUGGAGGCUGGCGCGAGGAUGGAGAAGGAGGCGAUGAGCGAGAGGGAGAGAAGGUGGAAGAAGAGCGAGCUCGAGAGCCGCAAGAAGGUCGUGGGCGAGCUGGAGGAGAGGCUGCGGGAGAUGGAGGAGAUGAACGAGACUCUGUCAUCCGACUUGUCUUCUUGCCGGCAUGAGCUCGGGGCAGCUCGGAGGGCGGAGGAGAAGCUUGUGAAGGAGCUGAAGCUUGUGAAGAGUGCAGCUGAAGAGGAGAGGGAGGAACUCGCCGCUGCCAACGCGCAGCUGGCGGACAAACUGUCAGAGUCCAACAAGUCGCUGAGGAGGCUGAGAGCACAAGAGGCGACGAGGAGGAGGGAGAGCGAGCGGAGGAAGAUCUCUAUAAUGGUGAGGACGCAGGGGCUGGAGAAGAAGAUGGUGGAAGACCUCCUCCUCCUCUCCCAGCAGCACCAGCAGGGGUUGGUGAGUGCUCGAGAGGUCGAGGAGGCAGCUGAGAGGAUGCACACGCUGCUAGAGGAGCUGAAGACGACGAGGGAGAGGAGGGAGACUGCAGCAGCUCGAGCGCAGGAGGAUGCGAGGAGGAGCAAGUUCAGACAGGACAAGGAGGACGUUGGGAGAGAGGAGGAGGCGUUCAAUGGGGAGGGGUCAGGAAGCAAGUCAGAAGAGAGUCUGCUGGAGCAGGAGAGGGAGGAGCGAGAGACGGCAGUAGAGGAGGAGCGAGAGACGGCAGUACAGGAGGAGGAGCGGGAGACGGCAGUAGAGGAGGGAACAGACUUGCGGGCAAACGUUCUCGACCCAUGGGCGGGAAGGAGGAGGAGCGAGGACGCGACGUACGUGUCAGCCUCAGACGAGACCGUGGACUCAACGGUUUUCAAGGCCUGCAACAGUCGAGCUAAAGUCUCUGCUCCUGGGCAGGAGGGUGAGACUGAGUGCGAGAGUGCGGAGGCAGCAGCGAAGGAGGAGGAGGAGGAGGAGAGCGAAGGAGCGGAGGGCAAGAAGGAAUCGGAGGAGGAGGACAAGCACGAGUAUGUGCGAGAAGGAGGAGGGGGAAAUGAAGUGAAGGAGGAGGAGGAGGGGGAGGAGGGGGAAGGAAGGAAGAGAGAAGUCGAGAACGCAAGGCUGAAAGAGGCCAAUGGAACGUUGAUCUCGGGGCAGAAGCAGCUGCUGGGACUGCUGCAGGAGAAGGACUUGAGUAUCAACUCCCUCCUCCUCCUCCUCCAGAGCCGCGGGCAGGAGCUGCAGGAGCUUCAGAGCACCAACGAGCGGCUAAGGGAGCAGCUUGACGUGCUGGAGGCGCAGAGGAGGCAGCUGAGAAACUCGCUGAUGCUGCGACAGGGGGCGACGAUCGAGUCGCUGGUGCCCAACGUGACGUUCGAAGGGAUUUCUCAGCUCCCCAGCUCACCCUCAGCUCAGCCGAGGGUUCUGAUCCAGCAGAACAAGGAUGGGGGCUGGAGGAUGUUUGAAAAUGGACGGCGGAAUUUCGAAUUUGGGGCGGGAAUUUUGAGUGAGGUUUCAUAUGUUUCAAACGAGCAGAAAGGAGAGAUGGGGCCUCCUUGCUUUCCUUUACCUCCAAAGGACGAGGACGAGGACGAGGACGAGGACGAGGAACUGGAGGUCAAGGAGAAGGAGGAGGAGAAGGAGGAGGACGAGGAGGAGUUCGUAGUGCAGAAAGAGUUGGAGCGAGUGGAGGAAGGAGAGAAUGCGGAAGAGGCGAAAAAAGAACUGAAAGUGCAAGAAUGGAAAGGGAAAGACAAUGAUGAAGUCGAAAAACAAGUAAAAGAAGAAGAAGGGCGAGAAGAAAAAUCAAAUCAUGAAUGGAAAGGUGUUCAGGUUCACAGACUCAACAGACAACCAUCAUCAGAUCAAGAAGAGCAAGAGGAAGAAACGAUCAAUGGACAGCAAACACCACAAGAUGGGAAAGACACGAGUUACCAUGAAUUUGUCACAACGCAGGAGCAACUACAAAAGGCCAAUACACAGGAACAGGAAGGUAAACUUAACAUGGACCCUAAGAAGCAAACGAGGGCGAUGCUCGAGGAGAGGCUCGAGGCUGUCCAGCGAGACAAGGCAGAGGCCGAGGGCAGGGCAGCCGAGCUCGAGCUCCAGGCUCGCAGCGCUCUCGAUGCAAGGCAGCUCGCCGAGGACCAGGCCGCGCGGGAGGAGGAGGCCAGGCGGCAGGCCGAGCAGACCCUCGAGACGCUCGAGCAGCAGCGCAGGCAGGCGGAGGAAGGCAGGAGGCGGGCGGAGGAGGCGUACGCGUCGCUGGUAGCGCUGAAGCGAAGCCAGGACGAGGAGCUGGUCGGGCUGCACGAGGCAGAGAGGGAGGCAGAGGCGGCGAGGGAGGCGGCGAGGAGGACGCAGACAGAGAGAGAGGAGGAGAGGAGGAGGCUCGAGGAGAGGCUCGAGGAGAGGCUCGAGGCUGUCCAGCGAGACAAGGCAGAGGCCGAGGGCAGGGCAGCCGAGCUCGAGCUCCAGGCUCGCAGCGCUCUCGAUGCAAGGCAGCUCGCCGAGGACCAGGCUGCGCGGGAGGAGGAGGCCAGGCGGCAGGCCGAGCAGACCCUCGAGACGCUCGAGCAGCAGCGCAGGCAGGCGGAGGAAGGCAGGAGGCGGGCGGAGGAGGCGUACGCGUCGCUGGUAGCGCUGAAGCGAAGCCAGGACGAGGAGCUGGUCGGGCUGCACGAGGCAGAGAGGGAGGCAGAGGCGGCGAGGGAGGCGGCGAGGAGGACGCAGACAGAGAGAGAGGAGGAGAGGAGGAGGCUCGAGGAGAGGCUCGAGGCUGUUGAGGGCAGCAAGAAGGCCCUUGAGCGAUUGAUUCAUGAGGCAGAGAAGGAUGCGGGGGAAGCAAGAGAAACGUGCAGGAAGAUCGGACAGGAAGGGGAGAAGAAGAGGAGGAUGCUGGAGGGAAGGCUCAAGGCUGCAGAGCUCAUGGGGGGGGAGGUGGAGGCUCUUACUGCUCAACUUGAAGCUCAGCUGACGGAGGCUGAAAGUUUGUGUGACGCCUGUCGUGCCCUGUCGAUGCAGCAGUCGCGGCAGGUUGAGGAGGCAGAGGCGGCGAGGAAGAAGUUGGCAGCGGAGAGAGACGCGCUGGCUCGUCGGUGCGAAGAAAGUCUUGCUGGCCUCCAGCUGUUCGAGGAGGAGGCGCAUCGCGGGUACGGGCUGCUGCAGGAGCGGCACAAGCAGAACACCGAGCUGAAGGCACAGCUGGAAGAGCAGCAGAAGAUGCUGAUGGGAGCUGAGAACGAGCAAGAGAAGGAGAGAGAGGAGAAGGAGAGGAUGGCGAAGUUGGCAGAAGAAGCGAACGAACGAGCAAGAGAGAACAGCGAAGAAGUCAUGGCGACUAGACGACAACUGAGAGAUGAAAUCAACGAGGAGAGAAAAAAAGCAAACAACGCAAACGAGGAGAAGAAGGAGGUGGAAGAAAGGCUCUACCAGACUCAAUCCUUGUGGAACGAGCAGCAGCAAAUACACAAAACAGAGGCCGAAUCCAUCAAAAAGCUGCAGCAGCUCAUGACCGAGCUCGAAAACGAAAAACUGAAGGCAAUUGAGACAGCAAACCGGGAGGAGGAGGCCAGGCGGCAGGCCGAGCAGACCCUCGAGACGCUCGAGCAGCAGCGCAGGCAGGCGGAGGAAGGCAGGAGGCAGGCGGAGGAGGCGUACGCGUCGCUGGUAGCGCUGAAGCGAAGCCAGGACGAGGAGCUGGUCGGGCUGCACGAGGCAGAGAGGGAGGCAGAGGCGGCGAGGGAGGCGGCGAGGAGGACGCAGACAGAGAGAGAGGAGGAGAGGAGGAGGCUCGAGGAGAGGCUCGAGGCUGUCCAGCGAGACAAGGCAGAGGCCGAGGGCAGGGCAGCCGAGCUCGAGCUUAAGUUGAUUGAGGCUCAGGAGGGGAUGGAGAGAAGAGACGGUGACAUCAGAGCAGCAGAGGAGGCGGCUGAAGCAGCAGAGAACAGACGAGAGGAAGAGGAGGAAGGCAGGAGGCGUGCAGAGCAGGCAAAACAAGUAGCAGAGGAACGCAUGGAGAUGUUGGAGAAGCUCAAGGAGGAAGCUUUCAAGGCACGAGACGAGGCUCUGAAAGCUCUCCAGCUCUUGGAGGCGGUGAAAGAAGAGGCAGAUAGGAGGAGGGAGGAGGCUGAGCAGGAGAGGGACGAAGCAAGUUCUGAAACAGCCAUCUUCUCGGGGCUGAGGAGCGAGCUUGAGAGAAUCUUGUUGGAGCCUCUAGAGGAGCUCAGGUUUGACGCGGUCUUCCUCUCCUGCUUCCCUUCCCUCCGCUUCUCUGAGCUAGAGACCCUCUUCUUCCUCCUCUUCCACAGCUUCAAGAACGAGAUGUUCUCCGCUAUGAGUCAGUGGAGUAAACGAGUGGAGGAGGUGCAAGCAGACACGUCGGAGCUCGAGGCUGAUCUUCGGGCAUACGUGGAAGCAUCGAACAAGGCCGUAUCAUCACAGGCUCUCUCCUUCAAGCAGAGGUACCUCAAGGUGAAGCAGAAGCUUCAGCGGCAGGACGUGUACACGCGAGUGCUGGAAGACAAGUACAAGAAGCUCGAGGAGUCGCAGCGCGUCCUGACCUCGACCCUCUCUCACAUCAGCGACGCCGAGCACUACCUCUCCCUCGACGCCGCCAUGCAGCCCAACACCGCUGAAGGCGACGAGGACAGUCUGCCUGCUCCUCCUCCUGUCGGGGUUGGGUUGAGCAUGGUGUACGAGCCGCAGGACUCGCAUCCAAGAGUGGAAGGCUUCAUCCCUGACAGCCCCGCCCUCCUUGACGGCAGGAUCAACAUCGGCGACCUCCUCCUCUCCAUCGACCCCACGGGCUCCGGUCGCCAUCACGUGCCCACAUCGAGGAUGGCGCUGGAGGAGGUGAGCAAGCUCGUGCUGGGUGAGCGAGGGUCCAAGGUGGAGCUCAAGUUCCUGCGACGCCCCCAGCAGGGGGGGCAGGAGGAGGAGGAGGAGGAGGAGGAGGAGGAGGAGGAGGAGCGAGAGGAGGGGCAGAGUUUCGUGGUGAAGCUGAAGCGGGGAAUGUGUCACGCCACGGAGAAGGAGAUCUUUCACCUGCGUGGUCACAACCUCGAGCUGAGAGAGGAGCUGGAAGUGCAGCUGGGGAUGGCGAACGGGUUGCAGCUCGAGAUCAACAGCCUGAGGAAGGAGAUCGAGCGAGGGCGGGCGAGCAUGCGGACGAUGACGUCGCUGCUGCAAGAGAACGUGCGGGAGAUUUCAGACGCCCUCAACCUCCUCGACAUCGUCCAGACCGAACUCCCGACCUUGUUCGAGCGACGGUCAGGUGUCUCCAAGGAGGAGAAGACUGGCGCCUCCUGGCAGAAGAAGGUGACGCAGUGGCAGAAGAACCAGGUCAUGCUCGUCCCAUCGCGAGCAGGAGGAGCAGAGGGAGGGGAGGGUGAGAGGAGGAGUACCAACGAGGAGCUGAGACGCAAGAUCCUGGAGGCGGCGAGGGUGGAGGGCCUGAAGUCUCUUGGAGUGAGUCGAGGAAGCGAGUUCAAGAUUUCCUCGACAGAUAUCAAGUGA